Messenger RNA from Colius striatus (speckled mousebird), 2469 nucleotides. It is a transcript of the gene CELF6, whose product is annotated as CUGBP Elav-like family member 6. Gene Ontology annotation, cellular component: ribonucleoprotein complex; cytoplasm; nucleus. Lineage: Eukaryota; Metazoa; Chordata; Aves; Coliiformes; Coliidae. Gene Ontology annotation, molecular function: mRNA binding. The coding region runs from base 1 to 1341 and encodes 446 amino acids. Gene Ontology annotation, biological process: regulation of alternative mRNA splicing, via spliceosome; mRNA splice site recognition. The transcript is spliced from 13 exons. The record is from RefSeq and is a predicted model, not a curated record.
AUGAAGGAUCACGACGCCAUCAAGCUCUUCGUGGGGCAGAUCCCGCGCAACCUGGAGGAGAGCGACCUCAAGCCACUCUUCGAGGAGUUCGGCCGCAUCUACGAGCUCACCGUCCUCAAGGAUCGCUUCACCGGCAUGCACAAAGGCUGUGCCUUCCUCACCUACUGCGCCCGCGACUCGGCCCUGAAGGCACAGAGUGCCCUGCACGAGCAGAAGACACUGCCGGGGAUGAACCGCCCCAUCCAGGUGAAGCCAGCUGACAGCGAGGGCCGAGGAGAAGACAGGAAGCUCUUUGUGGGCAUGCUGGGGAAGCAGCAGAGUGAAGAUGAUGUCCGGCGCCUCUUUGAGCCCUUUGGCCAGAUCGAGGAGUGCACCAUCCUCCGAGGGCCUGACGGAGCCAGCAAAGGUUGUGCCUUUGUGAAAUACGGCAGCCAUGCUGAGGCACAGGCCGCCAUCAACAGCCUCCACGGCAGCCAGACCAUGCCGGGUGCUUCGUCCAGCCUGGUGGUGAAGUUUGCGGAUACAGACAAGGAGAGGACCCUGCGGCGGAUGCAUCAGAUGGCAGGGCAGCUGGGGAUCUUCAACCCCAUGACCAUCCAGUUUGGUGCCUACGGGGCGUAUACACAAGCGAUCAUGCAGCAGCAGGCGGCUCUGAUGGCAGCGGCACAGGGGACCUGCCUGAACCCCAUGGCUGCCAUCGCUGCUGCCCAGAUGCAGCAAAUGGCCGCUUUCAAUGUCAGCGGGCUGGUGGCCACCCCCCUCACCCCCUCUUCAGGUACAAGCACCCCUCCUGGCAUCAGCACGGCACCUGUGCCCAGCAUCACCACUCCGAUUGGCGUGAAUGGCUUCAGCCCACUGCCACCGCAGACCAAUGGGCAGCCCACCUCCGAGACCAUCUACACCAAUGGCAUCCACCCCUAUCCAGCUCAAAGCCCCACCGUGGCAGAUCCCCUCCAGCAAGCCUAUGCAGGCAUGCAACACUAUGCAGCAGCGUAUCCCGCCGCCUACGCGCCCAUCAGCCAGGCCUUUCCCCAGCAGGCACCCAUCAUCCCGCAGCAGCAGCGAGAAGGUCCCGAGGGCUGUAACCUGUUCAUUUAUCACCUGCCCCAGGAGUUCGGGGACGCGGAGCUCACGCAGAUGUUCUUGCCUUUUGGCAAUGUCAUCUCUGCCAAAGUCUUUGUGGACCGUGCCACCAACCAGAGUAAAUGCUUUGGUUUCGUCAGUUUCGACAAUCCAACGAGCGCUCAGGCAGCCAUUCAGGCCAUGAACGGCUUCCAGAUUGGCAUGAAGAGGCUAAAAGUCCAGCUAAAGCGGCCAAAAGAUGCCAGUAGACCCUACUGACCUCUGCCUGCACUGGCUCUCUAGAGGUUGGCAUCCCACGCUGUCUGACGACUUUCCCCUUCCCCAAGUGCAGUAUCCAAACCCGUAACUCUCUUUCUUUGUGAUACAUCCCGGAGGAGGUGAUGGAGAAAACGGUGAAGAGAGCCACUCUGGUGUUAGCUUUUCUUUUCUGAUUUUUAUUUCCCGAACCGGUCUUGUUUGUAACUUAACAAGAGAGAGAGGAGGAUAAGGAAGGAGGAAAGCGAUGCGGCUCUGGGGCUGAGAUUCACCGCCAGCUGCUCACCAGGACUCACUGAAUCCCUCUCCGGGAGAAAGGACGAUGGCCCUGGGCAGCGGGGAUACGAUCAACCUUUGUUUGUUGUUUUAUUUUUUAAAGCACUCAUUUGCUGCUACUGAUUUCCCAGGAGAAAAGAGGAAAAUGAGGCUCCAAACAAGGAAAAAGAGGCUCCAGACGGAUUCUUAAACCAAAGCCGGUGGGACGGGACCAGCCUUGGGCACUUCACCUGGAAGAUGCUUGUUUGGAAAAAAAAAGGAAAAUGGCAAGAUUUUCUUUUUCCCCACAUCAGGAAGGGAAAAAAAAAAAGGGAGAAAAGGAUGUUGGACUUACAGAAUAUAUAUAUAAAUAAGUAUAUAUAUAUAUAUCCCAUGGAGCAGGGCGCAGGCCACGCGCUUCCCCUGCUUGUCACUGGCACAGGGACAUAGGAUUACUUGUUUCAGAGUCAUAUCAUUCCUUAGAGUUUAGGGACCAAAGGACUAUUGCUUUUUUUAAAAUAUAUCUAUAAAUAAAUUAAUUUAAAAAAAACCCACAAAACACAUAAAAAAAAGUUAAAAAAAAAGAGGAAAGAAGACAAAAGCACCCAAGCGGGAGCGGAGGCUGAGACGGACCUUGGGCGGGAGCAGCCGCCACCAUUUCCUCAAGGGCCGACGUGCAGGGCCCAAGGGCUCAGUUUCGGGGGGUCGGUGGGUGGCCGGGGAUGGGGCGAGGCGAGGGGUGCAUUUUGGGGGGCUGUGGUGGCUCCCCAGCCCCACAGCCCAGGUGGGAGCUGAUGAUGGGAGAUCGAGAUGGUGACAGGAGCCUCGCGGCCACCUCCGGGCGAGGGCAAUGCAGUUCUUUACCUUUUCGGUUGG